AUGAGUUCCAGCUCUGAUGAUGUCCAUUGUCUGAUGGAAGAAAGCUCAUCCCGUUUUCACCUGAAACGAAGGAGGAUGUCCCGUCGCCUGCGUCAACCUGAACGUCGUAUAAAAGCCAAACGGCUGCACUACAACGGGAUGCAUCCCUCCUCUUCUGGUGAGCUCGAGCUACGAAUCUCUUCCUCAUGCACUUUUAUGCGAAAUUAA
Protopolystoma xenopodis is the source of this 207-nucleotide messenger RNA. NCBI's taxonomy places the organism in Eukaryota, Metazoa, Platyhelminthes, Monogenea, Polystomatidea, Polystomatidae. The record is from the annotation of a GenBank genome assembly.